AUGGACAACUGGAACAACUCGACCAACUCGACAUCGUGGCAGCAACAGUACCAGCGUGGCGGCCAGGGUUCGGCAAAUGAGUACGCUAGUGGCGGCGGUGGAGAUCCGCCAGUGACGAGACAGGACCGCACGGCCCGGGACUUCCGCUCGUCAGGGGAGGCUUAUGGCGGGGGACGGGGCACGCGGGGGCGGCACCGUGGAGGUCCACCGCCUCGCGGUGCAUUCCCUGGCCGUCGUGGCAGAGGGAGGCAGGCAUCUGCCCCCUUUUCUGUCGAUGCCGAGGAAUUCGUCCCGCGCAGCCAGCAGAGUGACCAAGUCAAUGGCACCAACUGGGAGGAUGCUCCUGAAUUCAUCCCAGCAGCCCAACAGCAGCAGGGGGCAGGCUCGACACAAGACAAGGGCGGGGGCGGGAGGGGCGGCUGGCAGCCACAGCAGCGCCGGCAGGCCCCGGGGGCGGACGAUGCCCGCAACCGCAACUGGCGGGAGCCGGCGCCUGAGUAUGACCGGCCGCCAUCGCCCGUGCGCCGCCCCACCUCGGAUUCGCCGGUGAUAAAUGGGGAAGGUGCAGACAACACUCACGGUUCGCCAGCUUACGGUGGCGGUAGCCGCGGCGGCAGGGUGCGGGAGCGGCAGUGGAGAGGAGGCGGCGGUGACCGACCCCGACAGGUGGGCAGCGGGCGGUUCACGGACAGCGGCGGGCGGCGGGUGCAGGACGGCGGCCGCUACAGCGACUGGCAGGCCGGGGAGGGCAACAGGGAUAGAGGCAGAACGGCACCGGACGGUGGGGGGUACGGCCCGGUCGAGCGAGAAGCCGAAAACGGUGAGACGGAAGUGCGGAGAGAUGCGCCAGACGGCAGGCGGAAGACGGCGCCCGCUCAGCACGGGAGGACCGACUCGAAGAUGUGGAGGGGCGUUACUGGCGGGAGCAGCAGGGGCCACGCGGAGCAGCCGACUGCAGCCAGCAGGGAGGAGGCGGAGGCGGCGGUGGUGGUAGACGCGGCAGCAGCUCAGGGCCCGGUGCCAGCUGAUAGACAACCUGAAGAAGACAGCCGGAGUAGAAGGGGGCAGCCAGCAGACAGCGGUAGAAACCGCAGUGUGGGUAGCCCACGCAGCCGCGCCCACCAGCCCUACCGAGGUGAGGAGGGGGCCUCGGACUCGGGGCACCGCGAGCGGCUCUCGGUGCAGCUGAUGCGCAGCACGCUGGAGUGUCUGGUGUGCUGCGAGCGACUGCGGCCGCGCGACCCCGUCUGGAGCUGCGCAGCCUGUCACCACGUGCUGCACCUGGGCUGCACGCGCCGCUGGGCGCGCUCCAGCCGGACUGCAGAUUCCGGAGGCUGGCCGUGCCCAGCGUGCCGGCAUGAGGUGCCCCGCGUGCCCACGGAGUACCGCUGCUGGUGCGGGAAGAGGCGCGACCCCGAAUGGACCCCGUACGAGGUGCCGCACAGCUGCGGAGAGAUGUGCGGUAAGCCGCGCGGGGGCACUCCCGUGACGGGCCAGGAGGAGCAGCACAGCAGAGGGGAUAGUGGAGGUGACGGCUGCACCCACCGCUGUACACUGCUCUGCCACCCGGGGCCGUGUCCUCCCUGCACCGUCCAGGUCAACAGGUCGUGUGGGUGCGGCCGGGAAAGCCGGCUGGUGGUGUGCGGGCAGCAGGUGCUGUGCGGUGCGACGUGCGGCCGCGCCCUGUCCUGCGGACGGCACCGCUGCGAGCGGACCUGCCACCCGGGGCCGUGCGGGAGGUGCGAGCUGGUAGAGACCAAAGUGUGCUGGUGCGGCAAGACAACUCGAGAGGUACCCUGCGACUCGGACGAGGCCCGAGCCGACAGCUUCGCUUGUGGCGAGGUGUGUGGACGCACGCUGGCGUGCGGCAACCACCGGUGCGAGGCGGCGUGCCACGAGGGGCGGUGUGCCCCGUGCGCGCUCUCGCCUGACGUCGUCACCCACUGCCCCUGUGGCAAGGUGGCUCUGCGGGACAUGCAGGGCACUGCAGGAGAAGCGGGAGGUGCGACUGCGGCGACGGCAGAGUCCGGAGGUGCCUCGGACGCCGCAGAGUCCACUCCGGAGGGGACCGGCGGGCCGGCUCCGGAUACGGGUUCAACUGGGGCGUCGCAAGAGGAUGACUGUGAGGGAAAAGCCUCCACAGAAGUAGGCUACGUGAGAACUUCGUGUCUCGAUCCAGUACCGACGUGUGGCCAAGUUUGCGGCAAGCUGCUGCCGUGUGGCCAGCCCUCGCAGCCACACGAGUGUGCGGCUCUCUGCCACACGGGGCCGUGCCCGCCGUGUCCACUGGUGACGAGUGUCAAGUGUCGCUGCGGCAGCCUCGACAAGGAGCUGCCCUGCUGCGAGCUGACCACGCGCGCCGACGACGCCCGCUGCAGCCGCCGUUGCACCAAGAAGCGCGCCUGCGGCAAGCACAAGUGUGGGCAAGAGUGCUGCAUCGAGCAGGACCACACGUGCCCGCUGGUGUGCAACCAUGUGCUGAGCUGUGGCAAGCACCGCUGCGAGGAGCUGUGCCACCGCGGCAACUGCAAGCCCUGCCUGCAGUCCAGCUUCGACGAGCUGACGUGCGAGUGCGGGGCGCAGGUGAUCGAGCCGCCGGUCCCGUGCGGCACGCGGCGCCCCACCUGCGACCGGCCGUGCCCGCGCGAGCACCCCUGCGGCCACGCGCCGCUGCACAGCUGCCACUCCGAGCCCAGCUGCCCGCCCUGCACAGUGCUCGUGCAGCGCUGGUGCUACGGUGGACACGAGCUGCGGAAGGCGGUGCCGUGCCACCAGACGGAACUGUCGUGUGGCCGGCCGUGUGGGAAGGACCUCCCUUGCGGGCGGCACACGUGCGCGACGGCCUGCCACGCGGGGCCUUGCCCGCAAACGUGCACGCAGCCCUGCACCAAGCAGCGCCAGCUCUGCGGACACCCGUGUGCGGCACCUUGCCACGACGGGCCCUGUCCUGACACGCCGUGCCGCGAGAUGGUGGUGGUGACCUGCGAGUGCGGACACCGCUCCACCACGCGCCCCUGUGCGGAUAAUGUGAACGAGUACCGCCGCAUCGCCAUGUCGCUGCUCGCUGCCAAGAUGACAGACGUGCGUGCCGGCCGCACGGUCGACCUGACAGACCUGGCGGGCACUCCGAGAGGCAUAACUCUGAAAACCCUGGAUUGCAACGACGAGUGCAAGAUAGUGGAGCGCAGCCGGAGGUUGGCCAUCGCCCUACAGAUCCGUAAUCCGGACCUGUCCGCCAAGCUGACACCGCGCUACUCUGACUACAUGCGGCAGUGGGCCAAGAAGGACCCCGCGUUCUGUGCCAUGGUCCACGACAAGCUGACGGAGCUCGUCAAGCUGGCCAAGGAGUCCAAACAGAAGAGCCGCAGUUACUCGUUCGACCCGAUGAACCGUGAGAAGCGCCACUUCGUACACGAGUACUGCGAGCACUUCGGCUGCGAAUCUGUCGCCUAUGACCAGGAGCCCAAGAGGAACAUCGUGGCCACUGCGUCCCGGGAUAAGGCGUGGCUGCCCAGCAUGAGCCUGCUGGAGGUGAUACAGCGGGAGAGCGGCCAGCGCAAGAUCCCCAAGCCCGUCAUCUCCUCGACCGGCCGUGCCCAGCCUGCUGCCAGGCCGAUGGAAGUUCUCAGUGCGAGCAGCCCUUCACAGCAACACCAGCCGCUAUCUGAAAGAGAGUCUUCCAGCUGGGUGACUACGGUGGGCCCCAGCACCGCUACUGUGCCGACAGCGAGCUCGUCCACUGCGGCCACAGCCGCCCAGCCCCGGCAACAGUCGGAGUACGGCGGCGAGUCCUAGCGGCCACUGGGGGACGACUGCACCACGGCAGAACUCCUCCGCUGCUGCCGGACGCGGCCCACGAGGAAGUUUCACGGCGUGGCUUACGGUAGCAGAUUCUCCGCCGUCACCAGGCGGCGUGUCGUUUGUGACGACGGGAGUCGCACGCUUCCGGACGGCUGCACUGUCGUCCCGACUGGUUACUCCUGCCGAGUCUGCAAAUUACUGGUUGUCUGUUGUUAAGAGCACUGUUUGCCUUACAGAGGAAAUUUCCACUUCGAGAGAAUUUGCUUUUAUUGAGUUCUAAUAAUACCUAUUUUAUCGUGCCACUAGUUGGUAUUGGGUAUUUUGUUGCUGACAAGUUCAUUAAAUAAUAUUGUUACAGUCUUUAUGUGGAAAAUAAGCCACAGUAAGUGUAUUUUAACUUUACUACACAUUAUGCAAGAGAUAGGCCAUUUACAUAAUUAGAAAUUUUUUUGGACCGGGGGGGGGGGGGGGGGGGUUGAAGCAGAGACUGGGAGAGAAAUAACAUGCAAUUUAAUGUGCCUCUGCAGAAUUUUUUUGUUUUGAUAAUAUCUGUAUAGUGUGUGCCUCUUGUUGCCUGGUAAUUGUUGAACCAGUAGAUUGAAUCCAAUUUUUUGAGCCAGCACGUGACUUUGUCAGUUACCUAACCGAGCUUCUCCAGGGUCAGGUAUUGUUGUUCAGGCUACUGCUGUAAUAUUUGGUAAUUAAAAAGAAAAAAAAAGCAGAUUUGGGCCUGUUGUCCUAGAUUUGUGUAAAUGGGCAUAUAUGUAAUGUUAUCACUGCAUUAGCUCCAUAUUGUUAAUCUAUACUCUUAAGGUUGAUGAAUUAUUCAAACUUUGUGAACUUAUUUUAUAAAAAUCCAGCAAGUGUGAGACGACCAUGAUAUAAGUGGAUUGACCUACAGUCCCUAGAUUAAUUCUGCUGUUUCAUUCCUGUUAUGGACGAUUCCACAGAAGUUUGAAGACAAACUUGUUAUUUAUACGAUUACUAUAUUUACAAUUAUGAGUAUUGCUAAUAGAUUAAUUUUAUUUGACUGUGUGUGUGAUAGCCAGGCACCACCAUCCUUCAUUGUUACAUUCUGUUGUAUACAUAAUUUAGUGAGAGAUUAAAAAUGUGGGCAGGAUACGGAAUCAAAA
Schistocerca gregaria is the source of this 4934-nucleotide messenger RNA. Its product is annotated as protein shuttle craft-like. The record is from RefSeq and is a predicted model, not a curated record. Gene Ontology annotation, molecular function: RNA polymerase II transcription regulatory region sequence-specific DNA binding; zinc ion binding; DNA-binding transcription factor activity, RNA polymerase II-specific. The transcript has 20 exons. The coding region runs from base 1 to 3795 and encodes 1264 amino acids. Gene Ontology annotation, cellular component: nucleus. Gene Ontology annotation, biological process: negative regulation of transcription by RNA polymerase II. Lineage: Eukaryota; Metazoa; Arthropoda; Insecta; Orthoptera; Acrididae.